CCUGCGGCGUGGCGGGAAGGGCUGGGGGCCGCUGACCCCAUGGAGCCCGUGCUCUUCGCCUGGGGUGCAAACAGCUAUGGACAACUUGGUCUUGGUCAUAAGGAGGAUGUGCUGGUACCUCAGUCACUGAAAGAUGUUUCCUGCAAAUGUCAAGACAUUAAAAGCAUUACUGGAGGAGGGGGACAUUCUGCAGUUAUCACUGGUGUGGGAGAGCUCUUUGUAUCUGGCCGUAACAAAGACGGGCAGUUGGGAUUGACUCACACAGAAGAUGUACUGCAUUUUACUUUGUGCGCUGCCCUGUCUGGCUUUUGUGUAAAACAAGUUGCCUGUGGCUGGGAUUUUACAAUCGUAUUAGUAGGAUCUGGCCAAGUUCUGUCCUGUGGGUCUAAUUCUUUUGGACAAUUAGGAGUUCCUCAAAUAUCAGGUCCAUGCUCGAUUCCACAAAAGAUUGAGUCUUUCAAAGAGAAGGUGGUGGAUGUUGCUGCAGGACUGAGACAUGCCCUUGCUGCUACAGAGAGCGGUUUGGUGUUUCAGUGGGGAACUGGCAUGGUGUCUCGGGCAAAGCGUGCAAACCAAGGAAAACCCCUCCCCCUGUUCUUGACAGCAAAGGAACCAUCUGAAGUAACAGGCCUGGAAGAUGUAAAGGUGAAGAGAGUUGCUGCAAGCUCCUACCAUUCUGUGUCACUCACAGAUGAAGGACACCUGUAUGUCUGGGGUAGCAACAAACACGGGCAGCUAGUGAGCAAAGAGAUCUUUCUUCUUCAGCCCAAGAAGAUUGAGACUCAUUUUUUCUCACAUGACAAGAUUGGAGCAGUUUGGAGUGGCUGGACCCACUUGGUGGCACAAACAGAAACUGGCAAGGUAUUCACCUGGGGCAGAGCAGACUACGGGCAACUUGGAAGGCACGCAGUGGUUCCCGAUGGUCAGGAGGCAUGCAUAGCAUCUGAACAACACUUGGAGCUGUUGUGUAACAUCCCUAUUUCAGUGCCUUGCCUAAAUGGAGCAUCUCAGAUUGCAUGUGGCUCAGAGCAUAAUCUGGCAGUAGUUGGUGGCCAGUGCUUCUCUUGGGGAUGGAACGAACAUGGGAUGUGUGGUGAUGGCACAGAAGCAAAUGUUUGUGUCCCUAAGCCAGUGAAAGCUCUUGGUUACACCAAACAGAUAUUAAUUGGCUGUGGGGCAGGACACUCCAUGGCUCUUUGUCAAAUUCCACAUUAGACUCCUCACAUCUGAAAUCAUAGCAUCGUGGAUAUGGAUGGACAUCUUUGGAUUGUGUAGCUCAGUGCUACAAGAGGAUCACCCAUGAUUAACACAGUAGUUGGAAAGUGCAGAAGUUGUUUUUUCUAAGACUAAAAGGAAUGAGUAUACAUGGAAAACUGUGAUAGUUAAUUGUUUCAUGGGUCUUUUUCACAGGAAUUGACUUCCUUACCCACAGAUAGAAUGACACACACUUUGCCUUGAUGCAAUACCAUUGAAAAAAGAAUAACUUUUUCUUGUUCUUCUCAUAAGUCUUUGAGGAAGAAAUUGACUGCUUAAUGACUUAUCACUGGUGUAUAAAUUCCAUUUGAGGAAAUGGUCUGAGAAGGUAGAGACAUAGGCCCCUUCUGGUCUUUUAUUAUUGUAUCUUUACAUCGUGAUGAGCAUGUGUUGCACCUGCCAACAUCUACUGGAGUUGUGAGCUCCCAGCAUCUCAGAAAAUCCAGUUUGCAUCACAGAAAAAUGCCAGUGAACAUCAAUAGAGGUAUACACUCAUUUUAAACAGAUGAUUAGGAUUAAAAAAAAAAAAAUCUAUGAUUUAGAAGGCUGGCAAAAGGGGAAAAUGAGGCCCUUCUGAACUAGCUGUAUCUUGAUUAAACUGUGAAAGGAGCAAUAUUUCUGAGGAAUUAUCUUCUGUGCCAGAUAUCAGUUUAUUAUAAAUUUACAGGGAUGCAGAUCCACAUGAAUUAUCAUUAACUUGCAAACCAAACCUGAAUUUUCUGCAGCUACUGCUUAGGGAAGAAAACCUUCUAAGAGCUCUUGGAAACAAUAGAAAAGUUCUUAUCAAAGGGCGUAAGUCAAUUGUAGCUGUUGAGGACAGUUUGAUCCAACAUAGCUCCUGCGUUUCCAGCUGUCUUUGAAUAGGAAGACAUCAAAAUCUAACCAGAAAGUUUUUACAAGUUCUCCAGCCUAAAAGGCAGACCAGAAUGCUCCUGAUAAUGUCAAGUUAGUUCUCACAUCUGUUUUGCAGCCCAGCUGAGUUACUGUUCAGAGCAUGCCCACAGUACUUGUUCCAGGUGAGUGCUUGGCAGAGAAUGUUGACACUUGUUUUGGUAGGAGAAAUGAAAAAUUGUAAAUUAUCCUCAGAUAUUAUUAGCUGACUGUGUUGAGCAGAAUUUUGGAAGCUAUUUAUAAAACUAUUUUUCACACAAAUACAGUGGAUGCCAUUAAACUGGAUGUUUACCACCCACGAUAGUUACAUUUGCUGUGGUAUUUCAUGUAUUUCAGGUUCUUAAUAUAGAGAAUACUACUGUGUGGUAAAUGCACCUUUUAAUGAGACCUACUGUUGCUAAACAAUGGUUUAAUUUUUAAAGCAGGCUUGCCAGCGAAGAAGCCUUACAGAAUUAGAAAAUACUCAGAGAAGAGCUCUUAGGAAACAGGACACGAAGACUUUCUAAUGAUGUAUCAGCUUACACAUUUGGGGGAAGGAAUUAAGGGUGUAAUAUGGGCUGCGAGGGUUUUUUCCUCCCUUGGUUUUACAGCAGUUACAGUUCAUGGCCUAAUUUUCAAAGGAAUUUUCUUUUUCUGUUCAGUAAAUGAGAAACUUGAACUGACUGUGAAGCUGAUUAUAACAGUUACUGAAAGAAUCUGUAAAAAUAAUCAAAUGGCUCCUCUACAAAAAGUGCAGAAUUGAGACUGCUAUUGUAAAGUGGGUUUGGGGUUGUUCUGGGGUUGUUUGUUUGUUUGUUUUUUAGUCCAUGUGUUGGUUGUAGCUUUUCACGGCAAUAUACUGUUCUGCGCUGUGACAUCUUGCACUUUUUACUUAUCUAAGUCGCUAUUUAUUGACUUUCCUCAAUGCCAUUUUCUAGAUACCACAGCCUCUCGAGCAUAUGCACUGAACAGUUUUUCCUGCUUUUUUUGGCAGUUCUGCCUGAGGUUUCUACCUUUUGUUUUCCUCCAAAAUCUGUGUACGGAAUAAACAUGUUAUCUUGUUUCAGUAAUCAUACCCUCUAAAUAAUUCUGUUCCUUGAUUAAUCACAGCUAGUAUGUGUGCCCUAUACCAUAGGGGUUACUAUACUGAACAUAUUUUAACUGUAUAUGCUGUUGCUGCAGUUCAUUUUGGAGGAAUCCAACAAAUUAUGUAACAAAUAAAUGUGACUUGGUUAUUUGAAAUGUUGUUUACUUUUUCACAUCUGUAACACUAACACACUUCUGGAAACACAAAGAAUGAUUUUGGGCAAUAAGGAGGAAAGGAAGGAGUACUUUGGUUUGUUCCUGGUCCUGAUCUUGUGUUUCAUAUCUGCAUCUGAUCUUCAUCUUUGAAAGGGCAAGAACUGCAUUUUCUGUCCUUUGUCUUGCCUAUAUAGAUUGAAAACUUUGGGAAGUAAUGAUUUGAAUCUUAACGUACGAAAUGCUUUGUCGUUGGUCCGGGACAUCUAAGUGCUGCUGUAGUAAGAAGAGUGAAUAAUAAUUCAUUGUAGAUGGUACACAGUUGAAUGUCAAAAACAAGUUGCUUGCUCAUUCAGAAACAA
Messenger RNA from Grus americana (Whooping crane), 3725 nucleotides. It is a transcript of the gene SERGEF, whose product is annotated as secretion regulating guanine nucleotide exchange factor. Bases 40 to 1215 code for a protein of 391 amino acids. NCBI's taxonomy places the organism in Eukaryota, Metazoa, Chordata, Aves, Gruiformes, Gruidae. The transcript has 11 exons. The record is from RefSeq and is a predicted model, not a curated record.